Molecule: messenger RNA, 3646 nt
Organism: Microcebus murinus (gray mouse lemur)
Lineage: Eukaryota; Metazoa; Chordata; Mammalia; Primates; Cheirogaleidae
Gene: SLC39A6
Product: solute carrier family 39 member 6
Biological process (GO): intracellular monoatomic cation homeostasis; zinc ion import across plasma membrane
Cellular component (GO): plasma membrane
Molecular function (GO): zinc ion transmembrane transporter activity; monoatomic cation:bicarbonate symporter activity
Source: RefSeq, a predicted model, not a curated record
AGUCAUGGCAGAAGGAGGCGGUGGUUCCCGGCCGCGCGCUGCGCGCGGCAGUGUUUAGUGAUUGUCCUCCGGCUCCUGGGAAGCGAGGGGCGCGGCUGCCUGGUGCCUGCGCGACGGUACCCCCCGGACCGAGGGGCAGCCUGGCCCAUGAGACCACCUCUUCUCCGCGCCCCAUAGAGGUUUCCUGAGGAGACCGGCGCGGGCCCGUUCCGACCCUUCCGGACCGCCCCCGGGGAACUGAACCUGAGCGCGGGGCCGGGCCGUGCGGUGGGACGGCGAGACCGCAGAGAGGAAGGUGCAAUGGCAAGAAAUUUAUCAGUAAUUUUAAUCCUGACCUUCGCCCUUUCAGUUGCAAAUUCCCUUCAUGAACUAGAAGCAGCAGCUGCUUUUCCUCAGACCACAGAGAAAAUUAAUCCAAAUUGGGAAUCUGGCAUUAAUGUUGACUUGGCAGUUACCACACAGCGACAUCAUCUACAACAGCUUUUCUACCGCUAUGGAGAAAAUAAUUCCUUGUCAGUUGAAGGGUUCAGAAAAUUGCUUCAAAAUAUAGGCAUAGAUAAGAUUAAAAGAAUCCAUAUUCACCAUGACCGAGAGCAUCACUCUGACCAUGAGCAUCACUCUGACCAUGAGCAUCACUCUGAUCACGAGCAUCACUCUGACCACGAGCAUCACUCUGACCACGAUCGUCACUCUCACCGUAAUCAUGCUGCAUCUGGUAAAAAUAAUCGGAAAACUCUUUGCCCAGACCAUGACUCUGAUAAUUCAAGUAAAGACUCUAGAAACAACCAGGGGAAAGGAUCUCACCGACCAGAACACACCAGUGGUAGAAGGAAUGUCAAAGAGAAUGUUAGUGCUAGUGAAGUAACCUCAACUGUGUAUAACACUAUCUCUGAAGGAACUCACUUUCUAGAAACAAUUGAGACUCCAAAACCUGGAAAACUCCUCCCCAGAGAUAUAAGCAAUUCCACUCCACCCAGUAUCACAGAAAAGAGCCGGGUAAGCCGGCUAGCUGGUAGGAAAACAAAUGAAUCUAUGAGUGAGCCCCGAAAAGGCUUUAUGUAUUCCAGAAACACCAAUGAAAAUAUUCAGGAGUGUUUCAAUGCAUCAAAGUUACUUACGUCUCACGGCAUGGGCAUCCAGGUGCCACUGAAUGCAACAGAGUUCGGCUAUCUCUGUCCCGCCAUCAUCAAUCAAAUUGAUGCCAGAUCUUGUCUGAUUCAUACAACAAGUGAAAAGAAGGCUGAAAUCCCUCCAAAGACCUAUUCUUUACAAAUAGCCUGGGUUGGUGGCUUUAUAGCCAUUUCCAUCAUUAGUUUCCUGUCUUUGCUGGGAGUUAUCUUAGUGCCUCUCAUGAACCGAGUGUUUUUCAAAUUUCUCCUAAGUUUCCUUGUGGCAUUAGCUGUUGGGACUUUGAGCGGUGAUGCUUUUUUACACCUUCUUCCACACUCUCAUGCAAGUCACCACCAUAGUCACAGCCAUGAAGAACCAUCAAUGGAAAUGAAAAGAGGACCACUUUUCAGUCACCUGUCUUCUCAAAACAUAGAAGAAAGUACCUAUUUUGAUUCCACGUGGAAGGGUCUGACCGCUCUAGGAGGCUUAUAUUUCAUGUUUCUUGUUGAACAUGUACUCACAUUGAUCAAACAAUUUAAAGAUAAGAAGAAAAAGAAUCAAAAAAAACCUGAAAAUGAUGAUGAUGUGGAGAUUAAGAAGCAGUUGUCCAAGUAUGAAUCUCAACUUUCAACAAAUGAGGAGAAAAUAGACACAGAUGAUCGACCUGAAGGGUAUUUACGAGCAGACUUACAAGAGCCCUCCCACUUUGAUUCUCAACAGCCAGCUAUCUUGGAAGAAGAAGAAGUCAUGAUAGCUCAUGCUCAUCCACAAGAAGUCUACAAUGAAUAUGUACCCAGAGGGUGCAAGAAUAAAUGCCAUUCACAUUUCCAUGAUACACUCGGCCAGUCAGAUGAUCUCAUCCACCAUCAUCAUGACUACCAUCAUAUUCUUCAUCACCACCACCACCAAAACCACCACCCUCACAGUCACAGUCAGCGCUACUCUCGGGAGGAGCUGAAAGAUGCUGGCAUUGCCACCUUGGCCUGGAUGGUGAUAAUGGGUGAUGGCUUGCAUAAUUUCAGCGAUGGCCUAGCAAUUGGUGCUGCUUUUACUGAAGGUUUAUCAAGUGGCUUAAGUACUUCUGUUGCUGUGUUUUGUCACGAGUUGCCUCAUGAAUUAGGUGACUUUGCUGUUUUACUAAAGGCUGGCAUGACUGUUAAACAGGCUGUCCUUUAUAAUGCUUUGUCAGCCAUGCUGGCAUAUCUUGGAAUGGCAACAGGCAUCUUCAUUGGUCAUUAUGCUGAAAACGUUUCUAUGUGGAUAUUUGCACUUACUGCUGGCUUAUUCAUGUAUGUUGCUCUGGUUGAUAUGGUACCUGAAAUGCUGCACAAUGAUGCCAGUGACCAUGGAUGUAGCCGCUGGGGAUAUUUCUUUUUACAGAAUGCUGGGAUACUUUUGGGUUUUGGAAUUAUGUUACUUAUUUCUGUAUUUGAACAUAAAAUUGUGUUUCGUAUAAAUUUCUAGUUAGGGUAUAAAUGCUAGAGUAGCUUAAAAAAUUGUUGUCAUAGUUUGAAUAGGUCAUAGGGAGAUGAGUUUGUAUGCUGUGAUGUGCAGCAUUUAAAGUUAGUGGAUUUUGUGAUUUUUGUAUUGAAUAUUGCCAUCUGUUAUAAAGUCAAUUAUGGUGGUAACAUAAAGGUACGUUUUAAUAUUUAAGUUAUUGUAUUUUGGAAAUAUAAGCUAUAUGUGCAAUUCACCAUUACCAGUCUAUUGUAUAAACAAGGGAUUUGGCAUGACGUGUUCUGUAUAUUUCAGGAAAAAUGUCCUUAAUACUUUUUCUAGAACUAAUUUAACACAGUAAUUCUCAUGCUAGACUUUAGGCUGCUGAAGAACUGCUGGUGUUUAGGAGUAAGAAUGUGCAUAAAGCCUAAGAUACCAAUAAAGCUUGUACUGAAUUAAAGCUAAGAAAUAAAGAAGAAAACAGAAGAAUCUGACCAUUGAGAAGGCACAGAUUUCUUAUAAAAUCACAAAGUUUGUUAUAAGUUAGAGAAGGGAAAUUUAGAUUUAAAUUUCAAAAGGCAGAAUUAGUAUAGAGUACAUUCAUAAACAUUUCUUGUCAGAGUACUAAUGUUCUUGUAAAAACACAGCACUUUUCAUAUACUAAUUUAGUUGUACAUUUAGCUUUGUAUAAUACAUAAGUCUAAAUAUAUUUAAUGAAUUCAAGCAAUAUAUCACUUGACCAAGAAAUUGGAAUUUUUAAGUAUUUGUGCAGAGAUAUACCAGAUGAGUAUGGUGAGUAAUUUUAUAUGUCACCAGAAGACUUGGUUAUUGCCAAGUUAUGAAUCACCAAAAGUUAUAUGAGUUGAUGUUCUGGUUAUCUGGUUUGCCAAAUGUCAGAGUAUUAAAACUUUGAUAUAUGUGAAGACAUUAAAACCAUACUGAGUGUAAUUUGACUUAUUAUAUUCAGAAAGUACUUUGGUAUCUUUCAGUGCUUCAGUGUUGUCAUUGUGAGCAGUUGUCAUUUUAUAUACGGUACUGUAGUCUGUGACAUUUUCUAGAUGUUUCUUUUUUACAGAAUAAAUUCCUCUUGUCAGCUCAA